AACUUGAAACUUGACUUUUAUGUGACGUUUAUAAAUCAAAUUGAUGAAUGCUUGAUUUCUUUAAAUAUUUAAAAAUCUAGACGAAAUUGAAAUUAUUUUUUAUUAUGGCCCACGAUACACCAGACAUGAGUAGAACAAAAAAACCUUCAGAUAGUGCCUUUAAGCAACAGAGACUACCAGCAUGGCAACCAAUUCUCACUGCAGGAACUGUUCUACCUUCCUUUUUUAUCAUAGGAAUAGCCUUUAUUCCAGUAGGUAUUGGAUUGCUUUAUUUCUCCGAUGAAGUUAAAGAGGUCACAAUUGAUUAUACAAAUUGUAAUAGAACCAUUGAAAAUGGUAACAGUUUUACUUAUACAGAUGAAAUAUGUGCAAAUGUUAUUAAAAAUGAUAGUAAAGCGGAUUGCUUCUGCAGAAUUCGAUUUAAUCUUACAAAGGAUUUUGAGGGCAAAGUGUAUAUGUAUUAUGGUUUAAGCAACUACUACCAAAAUCACAGGAGAUAUGUAAAAUCAAGAGAUGAUAAACAGUUAUUGGGGCACUUGGAUUCUGAUCCAUCAACUGAUUGUUUGCCAUUUGCUUAUGUUAAUCUGUCAAAUAGUUCUAGAAUGCCAAUAGCUCCAUGUGGGGCCAUUGCCAACUCAAUGUUUAAUGACAAGCUAUCUUUAUUAAUGCAGUCUGGUGAUAAAACAACCGAGGUUCCUCUCCUUAAAACUGGGAUUGCAUGGGAAUCCGAUAAAAAAAUUAAAUUCCGGAACCCUGGAGACAAUCUAACAGAAGCCUUUAAGAAUUUUCACAGACCCAAAGCUUGGAAGGUUGACAUUUGGGACCUCGAUAAGGAAGAUCCAAAUAAUAAUGGCUUCGAAAAUGAAGAUUUUAUUGUUUGGAUGCGUACGGCAGCUCUACCAACCUUCAGGAAGCUAUAUCGUAGAAUCGAUCAUAACAAAAUAGGGUUCACCAGUGGUUUAAGAAGUGGAGAGUAUAUACUGGUUGUUCAUUAUAAUUAUGACGUGAGUACUUUUCAUGGUUCCAAAAGAAUGAUUUUAAGCACGACUUCUUUACUUGGUGGAAAAAAUCCGUUCUUAGGAAUUGCUUACAUUGUAGUUGGAUGUAUAUGUCUUCUGUUGGGUAUAGCGUUAUUAUUUAUCCAUAUAAAAUGUGGCAAAAGUACUAGCGAAAUGAUAAAUGUCAACCCAAGGACGCCAUAUCAGUAAGCCAUGAAAAGAAUUAAAAAGACAGUGUUACUUAAGUUGAUGUACUUUAGUUACCUUAUAUUACAAACUAUAAAAUUAUUAAAAAUGGUCUUGUAAAAUUGAAAAUGUUUGACAGC
Messenger RNA from Psylliodes chrysocephalus, 1324 nucleotides. NCBI's taxonomy places the organism in Eukaryota, Metazoa, Arthropoda, Insecta, Coleoptera, Chrysomelidae. The record is from the annotation of a GenBank genome assembly.